UCCACUCAUUGUAUGCAUAUGUUUUAUACGAGUCUGUAGAAGAAUAUCAUUUGUACGUUAAACGGGGAGUUAUUCGUAAGUGAGAUAUCAAAAUAUUUACUUAACUUUUUGUUAACAGUGGAUAAAAACAAUAGUUAAAGCCUUCAUGAACUUAGAAUAAGAAAAAUAAAAUAAUGGUUGUUUAUUAUUUCUUUCAUAGGUAGGUUUUCAAUAUAUCGUGAUGGGAAAGAAAGACAAAAAAGUAAAAAAGGAGGUAUUUCCUCCAAUAUGUGACAAACAUCCAAAGUAUACAGUAGACUUGUUUUGUGUGGAUUGUGACAAAGUGAUCUGUGUUAUUUGUCAAGCUACAGAGCAUAAUUCGGGCAAUCAUAAAAGGAUACUUACAAUUGAAAAAGCAUCUACUGACUGCGUUAAAACUGAGGAGUUUGAAGACAGACUUAAUACCGUUAUCACGCGUGCAGAUGAAACAUUGGCAGAAAAUAACGAAGUGAAUGAAACAACAAAUCACUUAAAAGAAGAAACAGAAUCUUUGAUUAACAAGCAUAAACAGGAAUUGAUCGAUCUGAUUGAGACACAUCACAAAAUAUUAUAUGAGAAGAAUCAAGUCAGGUACGAACAAUCCAAGAAAAGAUUACAAAGUGUGAAUAAGCAAUUGUGCAUAAAUAAGAAUAAAGCUGCAGAGAUUCGCCAGGAAAUAAAAGCAAAAAAAGAGAGUGGACAAAACGUGGCAUUAUUUAUAGCUUUGAAACAAUCACAAGAUAAUUUACAGCAAAUUGAAAUGGAGCUAGAAGAAAUUGAAAAAUCAAAUUUUGUUGAAAGGUAUGAGUUUCAAGCAGGACACGUGGUGGGACAGCUUUUGAAGGAAGAGAAAGAAUUUGGUGAUUUGUUAGUAAUGGCGUCCGCGUCAACCAAAGAACCGCCACGUGAAUUAAAACAUCGUGGUGUUUUUGUGUUACCUCGUCAGAGCAGUACCACAGGACAAGCAGCAGUGGCAGAUGAAGAUGAACAUGAUGAUUACGAAAAUGUUGAAAAAUCUGCCGGAAAUGGAUCAGACACUGAUCAGAGUACUCAACAAGAACCUCCUCCGCGCAGUGAUUCUACUCAGUCCCUGAAUACAGUUUUCACUGAAGAAACAAACAAACCAGGUACAUUGUAUGUAUUGAUAGUUAAAAUUCAAGCACAGAUAUGCUCAGAUGUAAAACAUCUAUUUUCCGUCGUCCAAGGCGUUGUUCGUCACACGUUCAACGUCGUUAUCUUAAAAACUUUCUCCCAAACCACGGAGUAGAUAUUUCCGAUUUUUACAUAAUAUUAUAAAUGACAAUUAGAUAGCCUAAUUCAUAUUUCUAGUUCAACGCUCAAAAAGGUCAAAGAAGCUAGAUAUAUCUUAAAACUGGGCUGUUGGAA
This is a messenger RNA of Ruditapes philippinarum (Manila clam), 1404 nucleotides long. RefSeq lists its product as uncharacterized. Gene Ontology annotation, molecular function: zinc ion binding. The record is from RefSeq and is a predicted model, not a curated record. NCBI's taxonomy places the organism in Eukaryota, Metazoa, Mollusca, Bivalvia, Venerida, Veneridae. The transcript has 4 exons. The coding region runs from base 221 to 1285 and encodes 354 amino acids.